Tarenaya hassleriana is the source of this 582-nucleotide messenger RNA. Its product is annotated as receptor-like cytosolic serine/threonine-protein kinase RBK1. The transcript has 5 exons. NCBI's taxonomy places the organism in Eukaryota, Viridiplantae, Streptophyta, Magnoliopsida, Brassicales, Cleomaceae. Gene Ontology annotation, biological process: protein phosphorylation. Gene Ontology annotation, molecular function: protein kinase activity; ATP binding. The record is from RefSeq and is a predicted model, not a curated record. The annotation marks the transcript as partial.
GGGUCUGAGGAGUGUCUGGAGUGGAGGAUAAGGUAUAAAGUGGCUCUUGGAAUAGCAGAUGGUUUGAGUUAUCUUCACAAUGAAUGCCCGAGACGGAUUAUUCACCGUGACAUCAAAGCCUCUAAUAUAUUGCUCAACCAAGAUUUUGCAGCUCAGAUUUCGGAUUUCGGACUUGCAAAGUGGCUACCAGAAAACUGGCCUCAUCACAUUGUAUUCCCAAUCGAAGGCACAUUUGGGUAUCUGGCUCCUGAAUACUUCAUGCACGGAAUUGUUGAUGAGAAGACCGAUGUGUUUGCCUUCGGGGUGUUGCUUCUGGAGAUCAUAACUGGUCGCCGUGCUGUUGAUACAGCGAGCCGGCAAAGCCUCGUGAUGUGGGCCAAACCUCUUUUAGAGAAGAACAGUGUGGCUGAAAUAGUGGAUCCUCGGCUAGGAGAUAACUUCGACUCGGGUGAGAUGAAACUGGUGAUGCAAACGGCGUCGAUAUGCAUACACCUUAUAGCCAAGAUGCGCCCAGACAUGACCCGGGUGGUGCAGCUCUUGAGAGGAGAAGAUGGGACAGAGGAAAUGGAGAAACCGGGCGGA